Mus pahari (shrew mouse) is the source of this 4953-nucleotide messenger RNA. Its product is annotated as zinc finger protein 728-like. Gene Ontology annotation, cellular component: nucleus. The record is from RefSeq and is a predicted model, not a curated record. Gene Ontology annotation, molecular function: RNA polymerase II transcription regulatory region sequence-specific DNA binding; DNA-binding transcription factor activity, RNA polymerase II-specific. The coding region runs from base 75 to 2261 and encodes 728 amino acids. NCBI's taxonomy places the organism in Eukaryota, Metazoa, Chordata, Mammalia, Rodentia, Muridae. Gene Ontology annotation, biological process: regulation of transcription by RNA polymerase II. The transcript has 4 exons.
AUUCUUUCGUCAAACGUCGUUUCUUCUCAAAUUUGUGCAGCUGUCCUGUUGAGCGCUGCAUUUGGAUCUCUGAUAUGGAGAAUAUGCUGUCAUUCUGGGAUGUGGUAAUAUAUUUCUCUGCAGAGGAGAGGGAAUACCUGGGUCCUCCUCAGUGGAAAUUGUACAGGGAUGUGAUGUUGGAGAAUUACAACAACCUUGUGUUUUUAGGUCUUGCUUCCUCUAAGCCUUACCUGGUCAGAUUUCUGGAACAAAUACAAGAGCCUUCAGAUGUGAAGAGACAAGAGACUACCGCUAAGUACUCAGGGGGAAAUAGCUCUACAUGCAAAGAACAUGGGAAAGUUUCUGAGAGGGAAAAAGAAUUUGGAAAUCAGCAGGUGAUUCAUUUAGGUUUGAAGCCAUAUAAUUGUGAAGAGGUUAACAAGUCCUCCUGUUUUUCGUCAUUACUUUCUGAACACAAAAGAAUUCAUACAGGAGAAAAACCCUACAAGUAUGAAACAUGUAGCAAGGCCUUCCAUGUUCCAUCAAAACUUUUUCAACACAAGAUAAUUCGCACAGGAGAAAAACCAUACAACUGUGAAAUAUGUGGCAAGGCCUUCAAAUAUCCAUCAAGACUUUCAAAACAUAAGAUAAUUCAUAAAGGAGAGAAGCCAUACAAGUGUAAAGUAUGUGGAAAGGCCUUCUUCUCUCCAUCAUCUAUUUGUCAACACGAGAGAAUUCAUACAGGAGAGUUACCCUGCAAGUGUGAUGUAUGUGGCAAGGCUUUUCAAUAUCCAUCAUUACUUUCAAAACACAAGAUAAUUCAUACAGAACAAAAACCCUACAAGUGUGAAGUAUGUGGAAAUUUCCUCCGCUCUCGAUCAUCACUUCAUGAACACAAGAGAAUGCAUACAGGAGAGAAACCCUACAAGUGUGAAAUAUGUGGCAAGGCCUUUGAAUAUCCAUCAAGACUUUCAAAACAUAACAAUAUUCAUACAGGAGAGACACCAUACAAGUGUAAAGUGUGUGGAAAGGCCUUCCGCUCUCCAUCAUCACUUCGUGUACACAAGGGAAUUCAUAGAGAAGAGAAACCCUACAAGUGUGAAGUGUGUGGCAAGGCCUUCCGUUAUUCAUCAGUACUUUCUGACCAUAAGAAUAUUCAUACAGGAGAGACACCAUACAAGUGUAAAGUGUGUGGAAAGGCCUUCCGCUCUCCAUCAUCACUUCGUGUACACAAGGGAACUCAUAGAGGAGGAAAACCCUACAAGUGUGAAUUAUGUGGCAAGGCCUUCCAUUAUCCAUCAAUACUUUCCAACCAUAAGAAUAUUCAUACAGGAGAGACACCAUACAAAUGUAAAGUAUGUGGAAAGGCCUUCCACUCUCCAUCAUCUCUUAUUGUACACAAGGGAACUCAUAGAAAAGACAAACCCUAUAAGUGUGAAGUAUGUGGAAAGGCCUUCCGUUAUCCAUCAAUACUUUCCAAUCAUAAGAAAAUUCACACACAACAAAAACCCUCCAAGUGUAAAGUAGGUAGAAAGGUCUUCUGGUCUCCAUCAUCACAUCCUGAGCAGAAAAGAAUUCAUACAAGAGAGAAACCCUACAACUGUGAAAUAUGUGGCAAGGCCUUCAAAUAUCCAUCAAGACUUUCAAAACAUAAUAUAAUUCAUACAAGAGAGAAACAAUACAAGUGUAAAGAAUGUGGAAAUGCCUUCUGCUCUCCAUCUUCACUUUGGCAACACAAGAGAAUUCAUACAGGAGAGUUACCCUGCAAGUGUGAUGUAUGUGGCAAGGCCUUCCGCUUUCCAUCAUUACUUUUAAAACACAAGAUAAUUCAUACAGACCAAAAACCCUACAAGUGUAAAAUAUGUGGAAAUUUCCUCCGCUCUCAAUCAUCACUUCAUGAACACAAGAGAAUGCAUGCAGGGGAGAAACCCUACAAGUGUGAAAUAUGUGGCAAGGCCUUUGAAUAUCCAUCAAGACUUUCAAAACAUAACAAUAUUCAUACAGGAGAGACACCAUACAAGUGUAAAGUGUGUGGAAAGGCCUUCCGCUCUCCAUCAUCACUUCGUGUACACAAGGGAGUUCAUAGAGAAGAGAAACCCUACAAGUGUGAAGUGUGUGGCAAGGCCUUCCGUUAUGCAUCAGUACUUUCUGACCAUAAAAAUAUUCAUACCGGAGAAAAACCAUACAAGUGUAAAGUGUGUGGAAAGGCCUUCCGCACUACAUCAUCACUUCAUAUACACAAGGGAAUACAUAGAGAAGACAGCCCCUACAAGUGUGAAUAAGAAAAUUCAUAUAAGAGAGAAACCAUAAAAGUGUGAAGUAUGUGGCAGGCUUUCCAUUAUUCACCAUUACUUUCUAAACACAAGAUAAUUCAUACAGAAGAGACUCCCUACAAGUGUGAAGUAUGUGGCAAGGUCUUUAAUUAUUCAUCAAGACGUUAAAAACAUAAGAAAAUUCAUACAUGAGAGAAACCUUUCAAAUAUUAAGUAUGUGGACUGGUCAUAAUUACUUUCUGAAAAUAAGAGAGUCUAUACAGGUAAGAACCCAUAAACUUUCAAGAUUCUUUCUCCUUAUUUGAUAACUCAUUCUGGAGAGAAACCAUACAAAACUGAGGAAUGUGGAAAAGCCUCCUUUACAAAGUCAUACCUGUAUCUACACAAAUUAACUCACAAUGUAGAGAACAUUUACAAAAGAAAAAAAAUGUCAAAUGCUCAACAAAUUUAGGGAUUAUCAAAGAAUUCAUUCUGGAAAGAAACCAUACAAAUAUAAAAAAUGUGGCAAAUACUUUUGAAAUCCAUUGCAUGCUCUGAACACAGAAUAAUUCCUAUUAGAGAUAAAGACUACACAUGUGAAGAAUGUGGCAAACACUGUAUUGCCAAUCUUUGGGUCUUAAGCAACAUCAAAGUAUCCAUCUAUGAGAGAAACAACACAAGUGUGAAGAAUGUGCUAAGGUCUUUAGGACUUACAGAAACCUUGGGGAAAACCUAAUAAUUCAUACUAGCCUGAAGUGUCACAAAGUGUGAAAAAUAUUGCAAACCCUUUAAUAAGUGUUCUUAUAUUUCUGAACACAAGGUAGUUUAAACUGGAAUGAAAUAGUACAAAUGUUAUAAUGUUCUAAAAAUCUUAACACUUCUUCAAACCCUAAAAAUUGUCAACAGCUUCAUGCUGAAUCAAAGUCCUAUAAGUUUUGGGAAUGUGGUAAAGACUUUGGAAUCAUUCAUACUAGCCAAAAUUGGAGCUGUCAGACUGUGUAGUUGUCGUUCUGGAUUUGGGGCUGAUCCUUUGUCUUUUGUUUCUUCUGUUUUAGAAUUGAAACCCUUGUUCUAUACCAGUAUGUAAAAACUAGUCACUUGUUCUUGACUGUAGGAGCUCACAGUCAAGAGAUUGCCUUGAGUCUCACAUGACACAUGGACUGUGGUCUUUCAUAGUGUUGUAAUUGCUAAAUCCUUUGUGGACCUUUCAAGUUGUAGGCUGUUUUACUUCUGAGGUGGGGGUAAGGUUGGGGAAAGGGAAGAAAUGUUAUGAUUCAAAGCUUUGUGGCUAGAGCUAGCAUGUUGACUUUGGGAACAAACUGAAUUUCCAAUAAGACCCACAUACAUGUUAGUAUUCCCAGUACUCACAAAAUAGAAGUAAUUACCUCUGAAGGUUGUCCUCUGACCUCCAUGAAUGGGCCCCCACACAAACAUAAAUUUGUGUGCCCAGAAAUGAAUGAAUGUAGAUUAUACUUUUGAAAUGACUUUGUAUUUUAUGUGGACAAUCACCAAAAAGUAAUGUUUGUAUCUCAAUUGUUAGCAAUCAUUUGAGUUGCAAACCUCCUGUUGAUUUGUAGGACUUAUCUUAAUUAGUUUAAUUGAUUUCAGAAGGUCACUUAAUUUCAUUUGGAAGCAUCUGUUUGACUGUGAUGCUGCAGUAUCAGAGAAUACCCUGAGACCAACUAUUCAUCCAUCCCCUGCUUCCUCCCUGUGGAAGGAACAUGACCAGAUGCUUAUGUUCCUGUUGUUUUAACUUUCUCAUCAUGUGUUGUGGUUGGAAUAAGAAUUGCCCCAAGGGCUCACAGAAUAGAUUUGAUUGCUUAGUCAUCCGGUAGUAAGAGUGCUGGAAAAGGAUUAAGAAGUGUGGCAUCAUUGGUGUAAGUGUGUCACUGGGGGUCAUAUUUGAGAUUUCAAAGGUUCAGACCCAGUGUCCCCCUCUUUUACUGACUAUGGGUCAGUAUGGAUAAUUCUCAGCUACUUCUCAAGCUCCAUGUCUGCCUGCAUUCCAAUGAGCUCCCUAGCUUGCUCCUCACAAUAAUAAUGGACAAACCUCUGAAACUGUUUACAAGCCCCAAUUAAAUGUUUUUUUUAUAAGAGUUGUCCUGGUUUGGUGUCUCUUUGUAGCAGUAGAACACUGAGUAAGACUCCAUGGUUGUGAUGGAUUGUAUGACCUCUGCCCAGGAAGUGGCACUAUUAGGAGGUGAGGCCUUGUUGAAAUAGGUAUAUCACUGUGGGUGCAUGUGUAAAACCUUCAUCCCAGCUGCCUGGAAGUCAGUCUUCCACUAGCUGCCUUCAGAUAAAGAUAUAGAACUCUCUGCUCUGCCCUCACCAUGCCUGCUUAGAUGCUGCCAUGCUCCCAUGUUGAUAGUGAACUGACUAUGUAUAUGUAAGCCAGCCCCAAAUAUAUGUUGUCCUUUGUAAGAUCUGCCUUGCUCAUGGAGUCUCUUCACAGAAGUAAAACCCUAACUAAGACAGAAGUUGGCACUAGGAGUAGGGUAUUGCUUUGAUAUGCUUUUGUUUGGAAGUAUAUGCAGUUUCAGACUUUGGAAUUGGGAGGCAUUGGAAUUCUUUAAUGGGGCUUAAUGGGCUAUCCUAGAAGGAAUAUGGAAGACUUUGUUGCUGUGAGUGAUGUGAAUUGUAGUGACCUGGUACAAGAGGUUUCAAUGGAGAAGAACUUCAGUAUGUGGCCUAGAGACUGUUUUUGUUGUUUUUUGGUAAAGAA